AUGUCGCUGGAGUCGUGCACUAAGUUAUUCUGCAGGAUGAAGAGACUGAGACUCUGUCUGCUGAACACCAGCAUUAACACCAGCACUAACACCAGCACUAACACCAGCAUUAACACCAGCACUAACACCAGCACUAACACCAGCACUAACACCAGCACUAACACCAGUGCCGGCUGUCUGAAUGUCACGAGGAGUUUUACAUCCCAGCUGAAAGGUGUGAAGCAGAUUAAACCACUAGAUGGCAUGAGAGUCUUAGACCUCACCAGAGUCCUGGCUGGUCCUUUUGCCACAAUGAUCCUGGGAGAUUUGGGGGCAGAGGUCAUCAAAGUUGAGAGACCAGGACCUGGAGAUGAUACAAGAGCAUGGGGACCUCCGUUUGUACGUGAGGAGAGUGCAUAUUUCCUGAGCGUGAACAGGAAUAAAAAGAGCAUCGCUGUUAAUCUUAAAGAUCCGAACGGGGCCAAACUGUUAACAGAGCUAGCCAGAAAUUGUGAUAUACUGGUGGAAAAUUAUCUUCCCGGGAAACUGGACGAGAUGGGACUCGGCUAUAAGGACAUGAGCGAAGCGGCUCCGCAUAUCAUCUACUGUUCCAUUACGGGUUAUGGUCAGACUGGACCUAAAUCACACAAACCAGGAUAUGACUCUAUAGCGUCUGCAGUGUCAGGGAUGAUGCAUAUCACAGGUCCUGAGGACGGGGAACCAGUGAGGCCUGGAGUUGCCAUGACUGAUCUGGCCACUGGACUGUAUGCUCAGGGAGCGGUGAUGGCUGGCCUGCUGCAGAGACAGAAAACUGGACGAGGUCUUCACAUCGACUGUAACCUGCUCUCAUCUCAGGUGGCUUGCCUCACUCACAUUGCUGCGAAUUACCUCAAUGCAGGACAAGAGGCUAGACGAUGGGGAACGGCUCACGAGAGUAUCGUCCCGUACCAGGGCUUCAGAACAAAAGAUGGAUACAUUGUUGUGGCUGCUGGGAACGAUCAUCAGUUUGUCGCAGUGUGCAAAGUCCUGAACCUGAGCGAACUGGCAGAAAAUCCGAAGUACAAGACCAACACGUUACGAGUCCAGCACCGCAAAGAGCUGCUGCAGCUUCUGGCUAAAAGGUUCCUUGAGGAGUCUACGGCUAAGUGGCUGAGAUGCUUCGAAGGCACCGGAGUCCCCUGUGGCCCUAUUAACACCAUCCAGCAGGUGUUCUCCGACCCCCAGGUUGUUCAUAACGGACUCAUUUUGGAGAUGGACCACCCAACUUCAGGAAAGAUUGCAGUGCCAGGUCCUGCUGUCCGGUUCAACAGUUUUGAGUUUGACAAACCAGCUCCACCCCCUGUGAUUGGUCAGCACACAGUCGAGGUCCUGAAGGGCAUCCUGGGCUACAGCGAUGAUGUCAUCAACCAGCUGCUGACUUCACGGACCGUCGGACAAAAUAGCGUUUAUUAAUGCCAGCGAACAAGGCAGGAUCGUGUCCCCUCCCAAAGUACAACCGCACAGCCACCGAAUAAACACCACUGCUCUUUAACACACACAUGCACAAAGACCUGACACUAAGGGUGAAAUAUUGUUCCACCUCCCACACUCACUGGUUAUGUUUUUGAAAUUAAUCGGGCAAAAAAGCCAACCCGAAAGCAAGCCGCAAAUGUAACAAUAACAACAGAAUGACGCAUGAGGAGGCUCGGAGGGUCUGGACUGCCAGUUGGCGUGUCCAGUGGAAUGCGGUCUGGCUCGAUGACCUGCGCUCACAUUCACAUCACCUCACACUCUUCUUCCUGUUUUAUUGAUCAAUAACGUAUGCAGACUCCCUGCUGGAUAAGCUUUCAAAUCAAACAUUCAGUAAUGGGAAAGAUGGAAAAUCUAUUCCUCAGCUCUUUGGGCUGUUAAAAUUUCAAGCUGAGAUUUCAUCACCAUUUGGGAGAAAUUCACAAUCUCUGACUAAAGGCCAAGCCUAGAGUGGAAAUACCCUACGGCAGACGAUAUACGGCACACCUCGUGUUAGAUUUUCGUUUUGUUUGUUUUUUUUGUCUGCUUUUUGUUGUACCUAAGAAUAAGCACCACGACUUCACCACAACUGUGAUAAUAGUUCUAUUUUUUAACCUAAUACGCACACUUUAAUGACAAUUAUUACGUGGACACUACAGUUUCUGAUGGUUUGUUUGUAUGUUUUGUUUUUUGUGUGUCUAAUAAAACCUCACGAUGUUAUAAAUGGAUAAAUAGAGCGAUAUUGAUUACUGUUAGACGAGAAUAAAAUCCAUUGUCGAUCUAUUUUAAUCUCUUGAUAAAUGUAGCUAUUUAAAACUAGCUGGAAGUAGCUAUGGCUACAAAAUACAAGUAAAACGCAAACUGGGAUUUUAUUAUAGCUGUAAAACCAUGCUGUUAGAGGUAUGUACAAAAUAAACCAACACACGACACAAUGACGUUCAGGGAAAUAAAUUGAAGUGGAAGCUCUUACGGUAUCUUGAUUUGUACCCUGGUUUUUUUUUCCACCCUUUUUUUGCACAAGCGUUGUUCACUAGUUUACUUUGCCUGGCAGAGUGUCACCCAUACACUACAGGUCAGGUGGGAAAUUGGACAUUUUCUAGCUUGAUAUCUAAAUUCAUUCUAUUAUAUCAUUUGUAAUUCAUUUGUAUUGUUGAUUUUGAUAACGCAUAUUUCUUCAGUUCAUUAAAAAUUCAUACAUUUAAUGAUUUUAAUGAUAAA
Messenger RNA from Tachysurus fulvidraco (yellow catfish), 2685 nucleotides. It is a transcript of the gene sugct, whose product is annotated as succinyl-CoA:glutarate-CoA transferase. The record is from RefSeq and is a predicted model, not a curated record. NCBI's taxonomy places the organism in Eukaryota, Metazoa, Chordata, Actinopteri, Siluriformes, Bagridae. Gene Ontology annotation, molecular function: catalytic activity. The transcript is spliced from 14 exons. The coding region runs from base 1 to 1431 and encodes 476 amino acids.